Molecule: messenger RNA, 1523 nt
Organism: Anguilla rostrata (American eel)
Lineage: Eukaryota; Metazoa; Chordata; Actinopteri; Anguilliformes; Anguillidae
Gene: tspan4b
Product: tetraspanin 4b
Exons: 8
Coding region: 458-1153 (231 amino acids)
Cellular component (GO): plasma membrane
Source: RefSeq, a predicted model, not a curated record
AGAGGGGAGGGCGGCAACAACGCUGACACAUCUGGAAGUUAUUGAGAACGAGAGAAACGGAGAGAGGAAUUAACGGGAAACAAAAAAAUGAAGAGAAGGUAGAAAGAGAAGGAGAAAAGUAGAAACAAAGAAAAACUACAAAUAGCAGUUCCAAUAUUGUUCAAAGACUGGGUUUGCUGGGUCAAACAGAGAGUGCAUUAAAAGGAGGAAGCUAUACAAAGGGAGAAAAGAAGAAACCUUGUGUGAGGGGAAAAGUGUGCUGGAAAACCAAGUCAAACUACUAAAAUAAUACUAUAAGUAAUACUGCUAGGAGUGUCAUAGUAUUUUUGUGGAUUUGGGACAUUUCCAGGCGGAGUACAAAUAGCAAGCAGUAAAAAUUUCCAAGACUGACUACAAACUAUCAACUUCAGCGUUGGAGCCACCAAGUGUUGAUCAUAGCUAUUAACACUGAGACAGAAUGUCGGUGUCACGAAGGUGUCUUUGCUGUGUGAAAUACCUUAUGUUUGUCUUCAACCUCAUAUUCUGGCUAGGAGGAUGCGGCUUGUUUGGGGUGGGGGUGUGGCUGUCCUUCACACAGUCGGAGUUCUCUUCCCUCCCGCUCUCCUUCCCCUCCCUCUCUGCUGCAAACCUGCUCCUCGUGGCCGGGGGGGUCACCAUGAUCACGGGGUUCCUGGGUUGCCUGGGCGCCCUCAAGGAGCAGCGUUGUCUACUGAUGACGUUCUUCGUUAUCCUCCUUAUUCUGGUUAUAACAGAGGUGACUCUGACCCUCAUACUGCACAUUUUCCAUGAACAGCUCGACACAAAGGCACAGAACGAGUUGAAGAGCGGAAUGGUGGACUACGAAACCAAUCCAGGGCUGCAGAAAUCGUGGGACAGCGUGCAGAAAAUGUUCAAGUGCUGCGGAGUGACCAAUCAGACGGACUGGUACGCCGUGCGUAGCACUCUCCCCACAUCCUGCUGCAGCGCAGAGAUUGGCCCUUGCAAAAACGGAUGGAAUGAGCCCUGUUAUCAAAAAGCAAGAAGAUGGCUACUGGACAACAUCACCUCAGUCCUUAUUUUUGGAGUCUGCAUUGGCAUAGUCCAGAUUUUUGCCCUGGCUUUCUCUUUGUACAUGUACUGCCAAAUACUACGUGCUGAAAAAUACCUGGACUGAAACCAGAUGAGAAAUGGGUAAACUUCACAGAGUAGAGAAGAAGAAUGUAUUUGAGUAUAUGGAAUGUGUAUGGCACAUAGCCUUAUACUGUGUUAGAGAAACAGAUGGAGCUUUAUUUUUAGAGACAGUUUUAGGCAACACAUUGUCAAUGACCAUUAUGUACUAGAUACUGGUGUAUAAUCUUAUUAACAGUAAUGUUAGUUACUGCUAGCAAUGCAAGUUACUGUUAUUAGUUUGUUGUGAAACUAAUUAUGUUUCCUAAGGUUUAAUGUAAACUCAUUUGCCAUACACUACAAACUGUGGAAUCACUGUAAAUAUGUAAUCGUCUUGUAACUUCUGCAUAAAGCACAUAUUGACAAAAAAAGAAAAA